Messenger RNA from Acanthoscelides obtectus, 9245 nucleotides. The record is from the annotation of a GenBank genome assembly. NCBI's taxonomy places the organism in Eukaryota, Metazoa, Arthropoda, Insecta, Coleoptera, Chrysomelidae.
AUAAUCUGUAGUGGAGAAGAACGAUAAGAAUACAUUAUUUAAUUAUAAGAUGCUAAAUUCGAUUAUAUGCUUUAAAAAAUAGUACAUGAAGAUUUUGUGCCAAAAAAACACUUUGACCCAAAAUAUAUUGCGAGAGUCUUGUGACUUUGACAUAUAGCAUUAUAUGCAUGUAAAAACGCCACAGAAUGGAGACUUGGAAAGCAAUACGAAACGAUUACAAUAACGAAAAAUGGAAUAAACGUAGAAAAGACAACAUAUCAACACAUUGAUAGAGAUUGUAAUUUAAAAAAGCAAUGAGACAGUUAAUGCUAGCCAAGGUCACCGCUGUAGUCUACAGAGAGAUAACGUACAUUGAAGAACUGGCGGUUCACCAAAUGUUCUCCCGUCACGUUUUCUUUGUUCUAUAAACAGGUCGUCGAUCUAUGGGCUCCCAAGCGGUUUUCAACCUUAUCGGUUUCAUAAAUAAUGGCUUCUAUGAAAGCCUCCGAAAACCAAGCCACAGUGUUGGCCACACUCCCCAGUACCUUGCUCUUCGACACGUUCAAGGGUUCCCGAGAUGAUGAGAAAGAUUCAGAUGAAGAAAGCUUUCACCUUCCUUUGUUAGACUGUGAUGAAGAUUUACAAUUAGAUAAAAGCAACUCGCAACACGCAGAAUCUGAAGAUGAUAUACUGAAUAAAUUCGAAGCUGGUACUUCUAAAGCACGGGCAGCUGAUUCAAACCUCGAAUCGAUAGAAGAAACAGCAGAGCAUCAGGAUAGUACAAAUGGAUGUGUAGAUAUGAGAAUGACAGACGAAGCUGUCGCUAAUGGUGAACGAGAAAAUGUAAGUGAGAAUGGUUUACAUAGUAUGGAAGACUCGAAUGAGAAUCAAGAUAAUGUAACAAAUACAGAAGGUGAAACACCGGUGGAACAAAGUGAAGACUUAAAUAAUGAAGCAUUGACGGAAAAUUCUGGUUUACCGAGUGAUGCCUUGUCAGAGAACUGUGACCAACUGAACCACGAUACCUGUGAAUUACCCACUGAAGAUAAUGAGCAGCCAGUUGUUAAUAAAACGGCUGAAGGUGACGUCUCACUAAACACUGAAAUACUCAGUAAAGACAGCGAGCACCUCGAUGGUGAACUGGCUACCACAAAAGGAAAUAUGAAAACUGGGGGCGAAAUUGAAAAUCAAGAUGGUGAUGAAAUCAGUAAUGUACCUAACGAACUGAGUGACACUACUGAUAAUCAGCCAGCAGAUAAGCAAAAUUUUAACGAAUGCAGUGAAAUAAAUAAUGAAAGUGAAACCGGAGACACAACGGAUAAGCUCGAGGAAGAAGAGCAACUGGAGAGCUUGCUCAGUCAAGGUGAGCUGCGAUGCCAGACGCAGGUAAACGAAAUCUCAAAUUUAGAUGAUGAAGAAGCAUCUCUAAAAGACCUUGUAGACACUAUUAAUAAGAAAAUGGAUGAGGAUGAUGACCUUUUGAUUAAAAAUGACAUUACGGACGGUAUAGGUGCGAAAAAGGUCUCUGAAGAGCAACAUGGGAAACUUGAUGCAUCUGAAGCGUCUGAUGAUCAUGUUGAAGGUGUUGAUGAAUUGAAUGAAGCUUCUGAAGGAUUGGAUGGCGUUUUAGAGAGAACGGAAAAUGGUGGUAAUUUGAGUAAUGAAUCGGACGCCAUGGUAACUGAAGCUGGCAAGGAAAUCGUAGAGGAGGAGUCCAAACAAAAGGCAGUCGUCGAUAAGGUUCACUUAAUGGAGGUAGAUGAUACAGAAGAAGCGAUUGAUGAUGCUGCUGAAAUGGAGCAAGAGAGUGAAAGCAGUGGAGCAUUAGGUGAGAUUAAAAGGGUAAAAUAUUCCGAAGAGGUUUCUCAUAAUGAUUUAUCUGACGGCAUUUCUGUCGAGGUUGCAGUUGAAAGUGUACAAGAAGCAGAUAGCUGUGUGACUGGAAAUGACUUGGUAAAUGAGGCAGAAGGUGAUCAUCAGACAGAAGUACCUGAAGCUCAUCUUGAGAAGGAUCCAUUGCACGAGCGUGAUGUAGUCAGAGAUGCCGAAGGUACUACUCAUACUGAAUCAACCGAUAGGAAAGCUUCUGAAAAUUCUCAAAAAAUAACAAAUAGUAUGCAAGGUGAUUCUGAAACGGGUCUUCAGCCAGAAUUAUCUCACGAUACGGUAUCAAAGAAAACUACCGAAAAUGAGCAAGGUACGGAUAUAUCUAAAGCUUUAGAUGAAGAAAAUAAUAGUACUGAUGUUGAUAAGACUGAAGAUUCCUGUAAGGAAUCUAAAGAAGCUAGUAAAAUUACUAGAAUUAGUGAUAACAAUGAAGCAAUUGAGACACCAAGCGCCAAGGACGAACCUUCACAGAAAGAGUGUGAUGCUGCUCCAGAAGAUGAAAAGAGUGAAGCAGAAACAAAGGAGGAUAGUUCAAGUGACAACUUGUUGGACAUCUCGGUCAUCCGUGACGUAGAUGAAGACAAUGCGACUGCGAUUGCAGAACAAGCUGCUGAUGCGCAGUCCAGUGAGAAGUCGGACAACGACGAGCUGGACCAAGAGGACGACAAGACCGAUGAAGUGGAGGAUAGUGAACUGGAUCAAGAUGCUGAUAAGGAUGAGCCCAUGGACUUUGAGGAGGAGUAUGAGGAGGAUGCCACGAACGUGUGCGAUUCGGUGAUGGAGGACACUUGCGAUAGCGACGCACUCAAGAUCGACGCUGCAGAGGAGUCGCUUGACAAUAAGGAGAGGACAGAGACACCAUUGAGUGAGGAGGAUAUUCCUUUGAGCCAAAGGUUAUCUGUCAAUCAUACAGAGGGAGAAGAAAAACAGACUGUAAGCGACCUAGAGGCAGAUGUGGAUACCACACUCACUCCAGAAACUGAAAAAGUUGGUGUUGAUCCUGAGCCAUCGGUAGUUAGCCCUUCAAUCCCUGUUUUUGAUGUUGCAGCGGCAGUUACUGAAGCAAAAAAAGAUGACACCAGUUUGCAGAAAAAAAGGUCUUUGUCACCAGUACCGGAAAAUGAAACUCCUGUUAAAAGGAUAUGUAUGUCGGAAGAUGAUUUAUCAAAGAAGCAGACAGAAAUUACAAUUGAGGGAUCCAAAGAAGUUCGAUCUUCUGAAACGAAAAUUAGUGCUUUACUAUCAUUUCAAAAGUUUAUGCAGAGUAAAAAAUUACAAGAUAAAUUAACUCGAUCUGACUUGGAACAGCUUUGUAUACAGAAGAUAUGUGAGGCAAUCAUACACAAGACUGAAGUAGGAGAACUGCACCAAACAGUCAAAAAACAAGAACAUUUGAUAGAAACUCUACGGAAAGAUAUGCAGGCACUCACCAAACAGGCUCGAGACUUGGAUAUAGUAAAUAAAAAACUGAUGAAUGAGUUAAAGAUACAAAAUAACGGCAAAAAACCAAUAGUCCCACUAAAAAUUACAAGAUCCGUGGGAUUGCAAGUAAAAUUGAGUAAUGGUGUGGAACCUACUAGAAGGAAAUCCACCUCAACAGUUGCUACUAGUUCCACUCCACCAAAGACAGCCCCCUCGCAUGUAGUCAAUCGAGCAAGGACUGUCCAGUCAAAUCCACCAGGAAGCAGUGUUAUCAGAACAAUUCUUCCUGCUUCCAGUCCCGUUCGUAGUGCGGGUUCGCCAGUAGCAACCCCCAUAUUGAGCAAAGCAUUGACUAAUAGUCAAACGGCUUCGCAACGAUCGCCACUUGCAACACAUAGUAAUCCAGCUACACCUAUGAAAGCAAAAGCAGUACGAAAAUCUCCUGGUAUGUCGGAUUCUCCCAAAGUGCUAAAUAGCAAUUCACCUAUGAAACAGCCUCCCAACAAGGCUAGUCCCAUGAAACCGUCCCAACCGGGCGUAAUCGACCUAACGGACGAGGACGAACGAAUGACGGCCCCAAGAACGGGCAGUACCGUGAAAACAGUGCGGACCAUUCCAGUCGUAUCGCAACAAGCAAAGCUAAAUGGUGCUCAAGCCAAGGGAGCGGUACAGAAGAGCGUGGUGAAAGUGGGGAAUUCUGGCUCGUCGCCUGCGAGAACGGUGACGGGGUUGCCCCAGAACGUCAGAUUAACCACCAAUCAGGUGAAGAAUGGGAUAGCAAUACCUGUAAGUACGGGUUCAACAACACAGUUGAUGUAUGUUGUACAGCCCUCAUCUACAGCAAACGGCAAUCAAAAGACCCUAACCCUGGUCAACCUGCCCACUCAACAAGUCUUGACGUCUUCACUGAAUGGCCCGACAGUGUCUAUGAUCUCUUCAAAAUCGCCCGGUACGAUGCAAGUGAAGCAACUGGCAAUUCGGAAACACCCCGCCCCCUUGCCUUUGCCUCCAUCGACGCCGCUUAAUUCCGGUUUCAAACCUGUCCUGCCCAAACCUCAUCUGAGCAUCCGGAAAACGGAUAAGGGGAUCAUUCUUCAGUGGAGAAUGCCCUAUAACCUGGAUCUUUACGAGAGCAUCGCCAGUUAUCAGCUUUUUGCCUACCAGGAGACGAGCGCUCCGCCCAGUACAGAAAUGUGGCGAAAGGCAAGUAUUCAGAAUUUUCUUUGACAUAGUUUAUACCAUGACAUAGUGUAGUUAGAGGCUACAUUUGCGUUAUUAAACUAACAUCAUGUCAUUACUAAUUUCGGGUAUCUGGGCUCCACGACUCGCUAGGGAAAUCAGGUUCCAUUCACCUUUUGGAGUAGUCGGGGUGUAUAUUUGUAAUAAUGCAACAAGAGUUGGUUGUCAAAGCGUCUACGGUCUGUUUUUUACAUACUUCCAUAGAAAAUAAUCGAUAGAUCAGUCGAUUUUUGUUGAAAAUGUUCUCAGUUCCUAUUUGCUGGGUGCGCCAUGAUAGCGCCACCUUACAUUUAAUCGAUUUGAGGCUAAGGACAUCUGACAAACGUUGACAGCGAAAUAGUUGCACCAUUGCUACUGAUACCACCCCUAUAUUGCACUAUCUGACUGACGAAGUUCCUGUUUUGUGCACUGCAUGCGCGUGAUCGAUUCAGUUACCCCUAAUAUCACUUCGCUACCAGCGAAUACGAGGAAUGAUGUGCGUUCGUGGGUUAUCUGGAGCCCUUGAAGUAUUACGUAAGCAGAUUUUUUUCAAAUAUUCUCCCCCCUCCUUGUUGAAAGUAUGUAAAUCUCUUGCCCCUCCAUGCUUAUGUAAACAUUUUGGUACAUUUUACAAUUUGAAGCAAGUGGCUUCCAUGCACAUGUUCUGGAUAACAUUUAAUGUUUGGAAGAUCAGGUGCGCGACCCAUCGUACUUUGUAGUAAGAUGAUAACCGUCAAUUUCUAUUGACUCGCAUAUGGUAUUUUUCUUGAGUAUCCAUUACGUUUUGAGGUCUACCGACGUGAACAGCUGGCCACAAGCGCGACAUCUUUGUAUUAGUCUGUAAUGUAGGCAAUAAUGAAUUUCAUGACCGUAUUCAGAGCUGUUGUUCACAUAUCUGUGACAAAAAUGUGACAAAAUGUACGAAGUACAGAUAUAAAAAUGAAAUUAUUAUUGUACAUCUGGGAUUUACUGAUUACAAUGUAAGUCAAUAGACCAGGCUGUGUUGUCCUUUCCAGAAGCUGUAAAAAUAAUAUAGACACGUUGUUCUGGAUUAUUGUCCGUCGUCAGUGUAACGUAAUUCAAAUACAGGUGAAGUAUGUGCUGAAUAUAUCAUAAAAAUUAAUUAUAUAGUUGUAUAUUUUACCUACAUUUUUUUAAUUUCUAACUUGUUAGAAUUAUCUGAGUAAUGUUCAGACCUAAUUCAGGGAAUCGAACCUUUAUCAAUUCGGACAUAUAUAUACAGCCACACAUUCUGAAUUAAUUGUAUGGCUGUUUCAUUGCCUCUUAAAGUCAUAACGUUUCAACUUCUAAAAAGUAGAGAUGAUUAACUUAGUAAAAAACUGUUUAAGUAUCUUAUUUUAUUCCUAUCUGGCUUGAAAUGCAGUUAUGAUCAUUAGUAACAAUUAAUCUGUAUCGUACAAAAAACUACAACAAGAUACGGAUCUGUCUACCUUGCGUUCACAGAUCUCUUGGCAUUAUGUGUCACCUCUGUCGAUAUGGGGAGUUUUGAAAAAUCACUAGAUAAUCAGCUGUUGGUCUACCGUGAUAGAUAUUCGUGAAAAAUACCUUACGUACUGUAGCGCCGCCAACCACUUACGCAGACAACAAACUAUAGACGUCAAACAUCGAAUUUAGGCGUCAGCGUUGCCAUCUCUCGAACUGUUGCCGCAGGUUAUGGGAUUUCGUUUUCCGUCAGUGAGAAAGUCUGCGAAUACCAAAUUUUAGAAACAGUUACAAAGGAGGUUGGGGGGUGAUUUUUCCUUGGAGGGUUGAUUUUAUGUUUUCGAAUAAACAAUUUUCUUCACAAAUGGGUUUUAUCACUUUAUCGCCCAAAAAAAAUUCCGAGAUAAAAUGAGAUACAGUAGCGUCAUCUAUGAGAAUUGACCACAGCUGUUUCUCUAUUUACUACAUAUACUUUUGAAAGGUUAGAGUCUCAUAGAUGGCGCUGCCUACGAGUAUUUACAAAAAUAUAGGUAGCACGAGCGCUAUCAAUGGGACACUAAUCUUUUCAAUGUAUAUGUAUAUGGCAAAUAAACAGCUGGGAUACAUUCUAAUAGAUGGCGCUAAUUAUCUCAUUUUAUCUUAGAUAAUUUUUUGGUAGAAUACAUUAGACAAUGGUCAUGAUUGAGAUCCUGCUUGGUAACAAGGCUGUGACGACGUAAAUAGGCUAGUUUUAACACUUUUUAAGUAGGUCGUAAAUAGUUAACAUUUGUUCUAUUAGACCAAAAAAAUUAAUACUAUAUUUUUUCCAGACCUAAAAGACCGUAAAAUUUUAAAAAUUUAUUUUUGUCAGACUGGCGAAAACGCUGUCCACCAUAUUAUGUGCUCUGACGUCAAACCAUCUGUAAACAGCAGCUGGCAGCAAGUAACGCAAACUUUUAAACAUAUGAACAUGACUUCUACUAAUCUACAUGUAAAAUACAGUAAUUAUCAUUAUUGUAUCGUCCGAGAAUGUAAAACCAGAUCGAUAAAGAUCCCAGGAAGACUGCGGAUAGAGUGCCCAGGGAAACAAAUGUACUCAACACUGUGUUGCUUGGAGAACACCUUAUGUUCGGGACACAUUUUACUGUGCAGAUUUUACCGUGUCGUUUAAGUUGGACGUAACCUACGGCUUCAUCACCGUACGAUGAUUUUGCAGAUGUGUAAGAAGAAAUACAAUAUUAGAUAAACUUGCAAUCUGCCAGCAAAACAUUUCUAGCUUAUGUAGCCAGGCCAUACUAAAAAUAUUGCUGUGUAUUGCUGGCUACUUCUAUUGGAGCUAGAUAAGUGCCAUAAUAUUUGUAAUUAUCAUCAAUAAAAGUUUUCCAUUUUUGAGACGCGUCUACAGCUCGUUAUCACGAGUAAUAAAUACACAAUGGGUGCACCACAGAGAGUAUACACGUAAAUGGGAAUGGCUGCGGCCUACAAAAUACAUUUUUCAUUCAAUGAACUUAUAAAUCACACUUGUCGCGAGAGAAGCCUGUAAAUCUGGAUUUGUCAGGUCAACAGGCUGGCCACGAAAUUGUACCAGAGCCCCCUAUCUAUCUGCUCGGGUAUUCCGCAUCAAGAUAUUCUCUAACUGAACGGGCAAAGUCGCUUGCUGGUACCACAUGUCUCUGUAAAUGUUUAGUGGUACGUCUACCAGUGAAUUUGGUAAAUGAUUUUGUAAAAAGUCUGAAUAAAUUUCGCCGUUCAAGAACUGUGCUAGCUCUAAGGGAAUAAUGAUUCUCCCAUUUAGAAGCUCGGUCCUCAUGUUUACUUUAAACCGAUACUGUGAUCUAUCUUGCCUCGUCAAAUGUAGAUUUUCUACAUAUCGCUCGUGUAAGUUGUUUAGAUUCAUCUAAUCAUCUUUUUUGAAUGUCGACUAAUAAUUCCCAAUAUUCUCUAAAAAUCGCGGAUCUUCCCGGUGUCUCGGUAACAUUGUUUGACAAAACUCAACUCUUGGAAGAUAAUCCCCUGGUUGUAGAGAUUGUACUCGCUGUACGUGUACGAGUGGAGCUCUUCCCUUCGCAAGAUUCGGUGGGCUGUAUUGUUGGGCACUCCCGAUUUGCUUCUAUUUGACGUACUGAAGUACUCGGGUCUUCUUUGUUCGCAUGUAAUACGACGCUUUGAAGGAAAUGAAAUUACUCCCCCACCUGUGCUUCAUUUGGGAAUCGUCCAUUUGAGAGUAAACCGUGCACAUUCACAAAAACUCGGUGAUCGAGAUGACGAGGAGAAUUUGGGAACCUCUCACGAUAACGCGUAGCAUCUUCAUUCCCCACGAAUGAGGUGCAUAUUGGCGUAUUCUUGUAUGGUGUACAUAGACAUGGUCGCACUACACAAUUAUGAAUUAAGUGGCGUUACUGUCUUGCUGUCACUACGUAGAAUGGCACUGUCCGUCACUCCGUCUGAGAAAAAAUUGAAAUUUAUAGUAAUAGGAACUCAAAGAUAACCACAGGGUGUAGCUUUUUCCGAUUUUUUUAAAGCCUAUAAUUUGAAAAGUACACGACUUAGAUUUGUUUAUUUUUCUGAUAACUAUUAUGACUUGGCCUAUCCUUGGCUUAACGUCGACGUCUGGGAUACUCUGUAAAUAGCGAUUUACAAAGAUUUUAUGGCAGUUUAGCAACACGCCUCGGCAUAUGCAGAGUCGUCUAUGAGCGAAUCGGCAAACCAAGGACAGACAAAUCAUAGAUCUCGCAUACUGAUGAGUUAAAAACUAGUCAAUUCCUAGUAUUUUGAUGCUAAACAGCAAACUGGACAUGCUUGCUAUUUAGGUUUAAAAUACACAGCAAACUCGGCAAGCUUUCUGUUUAGUAUCAAAAUACGUAAAAACGCUAGUUUUUAUCGUAUUAUACGUAAGACGUUCCACAGUGUCUGCUCUUAAUAUCACCAUUCUUUGCUCAAAGUUGAAUGAAAAAGAAUAUGAACAGGCAAUAAGAAGCCAUUACAGUUACAUAUCUUGUGCAUAAGUGCUAUGCCACUAAGCUGCUGCCGCUUCCCAUGGUCCUCUAAUUGUGUAAUACACCUGAGCAUACUGCAUAAUAAAUUUGUUUCUUUCUUGUAGGUUGGUGACGUGAAAGCUCUUGCCUUACCAAUGGCAUGCACACUUACCCAGUUCGCCGACAAGAACAAAUACUACUUUGCAGUGCGAUCCGUGGAUGUGCAUAAGAGGAUAGGAGCAUUCAGUGAUCCCGAAGAGAUCUCGUUGUAAAUUAAUUUUUUUUUUACUUCUACGUAGAGAAUAAUUACUUUUUAUUUAAAUUAAACUGCCGUUCUAUAAA